This is a messenger RNA of Heterobasidion irregulare TC 32-1, 558 nucleotides long. RefSeq lists its product as uncharacterized. Gene Ontology annotation, cellular component: nucleus; cytoplasm. Gene Ontology annotation, biological process: peptidyl-serine phosphorylation; signal transduction; endocytosis. Lineage: Eukaryota; Fungi; Basidiomycota; Agaricomycetes; Russulales; Bondarzewiaceae. The transcript is spliced from 3 exons. The record is from RefSeq and is a predicted model, not a curated record. The annotation marks the transcript as partial. Gene Ontology annotation, molecular function: ATP binding; protein serine/threonine kinase activity.
GGCACCGUCUUCUCCGCUUUCCGCGUCCUGACGGGGGAAGAAGUUGCUAUCAAGCGGGAGAUGCCAAAGGCGGGCAAGCCGGAUGAGGAGGAAAUAUGCCUUUUGCCGUACGAGGCGCAAGUGUAUCGGCAGCUGCGCGAGUAUCAGGCCAUCCCUUCGCUUUACACGUUCGAAAUGUACGGCGGGGGUUACUUCUUGAUUCUUGACGGAGUCGGUGUGACGCUGGAGCAACUUCACAAGGUGUGCCGAGGGACACUGUCGCUCAGAACAGUUGCGAUCCUGGCCUUGGAAAUGAUUGAGAGAAUCGAAUUCGUUCAUUCACGAGGGAUCAUCCUACGCGAUGUCAAGCCUCAAAACUUGGCCAUGGAUCUUGGCAACUGCUCGAGCUUGCUCUACAUGUUUGACUUCGGACUCGCCAAGCCAUAUAUUGACCUCACAACAAAUGAUCACAUUCCGUUCAGAACCGGUCUAGUCUCGGUGGGCACUGCUCGCUAUAUGAGCUACAAUGUCCACUUUGGUAGAGGUAUGUCUUUUAUUGAUUCAUCCUCACAUUCGUGA